Marchantia polymorpha subsp. ruderalis is the source of this 3670-nucleotide messenger RNA. Lineage: Eukaryota; Viridiplantae; Streptophyta; Marchantiopsida; Marchantiales; Marchantiaceae. The record is from the annotation of a GenBank genome assembly.
UCCUUAUGUACUAAGAGUAGCCUGGGUUCAUAUCUCCCCUUCACCGUCCUUCAUGGACUUGGCGAGAUGUGUAAGAUAUUUCUUUGAAGUUCAAUUUCUGAUUUUUUUCUUACGACAGCAAUUGCCCUGAUGCAGGUUUUCUUCUGUUAGCUGUAACAAGUUCAUGUCUUACCAUCGCCUAUUUUUGGAAGAGAACAAGCAGUCCUAGCCUGUAUGUUAUCUCAUUAGUGAUUAUUGUUCGAGUUGUUUUUUCUGAUAACAGUCAGCUGAAGAUCUCGAGUGUAUUGGGCUUUUCUCUAAGACACGUGGCAGAUAUGUCGAAUUUGGCUGGAAGGGGUAGUAGUUCAAACCGGUUGAAGAGUCUUGCUUUUGAUUUUACUUCCUUUCUGAGAGGUUUUUUGUCAAUAAGUUUGAUAUGAUAUUGCAAAAUACAUGGGCAACAUACUGUCGAAGAUUAUCAAAUGAACACCACGAUUUAAAGUGAGCCAAUAAGCGUCUUUCAUCUGAAUCGUUGCAUUUCCUGUUGUCGUACGUUCCAUAACUACCCAGUUGAGAUAUCUCGAAGAGCCUCCUAGUGCCACCUUUCCCGGACAUGAUCACUUCGUGAGAGAAAGGAAAUUCUGAGCUAUCUUUAUUAUUCCAAUGAAAUGAUAUGCUGCAAAUUACCUUUAGAUAGUCUAGGGUUUUAUAAAUGAUUAUGGAUUUAUUUGCACAUUACUCGUAGGCAGAUUCAAGGUGUCAUCUUGUGACUUGUGACUUACGAAGUAUAUUCAUCAAAUUGAAGUUGAAUUUGUCUUUCCCUGAGGACUGCUUGUGAUUAUUUGUUUGUUUCAAAAAGUCCUUUGAGAAAGUAGGAAAUUAUUCAAGAGAAAUGCCUUCUACGACGCAGUCAUUAAACCGUGUCUGGCAGGCACAGUCAAGGUCUUAUGAACUAAUAUAAUUUAACGCGUGGGGUCUACCUGUGGCGACGAACUUUUCUGCUCUCGAUGUCUUUGUUGCCCUUUCUCAGCACUGUCGAACCAACAUGAUCUGCUCUAGAUCUAUGGCUCAAGCUUCACUGGGUUUCUCCGAUGUGUUCAUGUUUGCUUCUCCCGCCUUAGAUGUCUGAAGUCGCCGUAUCCAGAGAAAGGAGCGCGUGGACAUAAAGUCUGGCGCCAAGAGAGUUGAGGAAGAUUCAACCAGUGAAUCUGUUGAAGAGAUGGCAGCAUUUUAGAAAACAUCUGCAGUCAUCUAGAUAUUCACCUCAAUCAGAAACUUUGUUUAUUAGUCUGCUAUUUUACUGCGAUGCCUGUGAACACCUGCCUUGAGCUGUGUCUCGCUUCUGAACGCAUGAGGAGGGUUUGUGUAGCAGAAAUAGAAUCUAGAAUGCUUUGAUUGAUCGAGUGAUAUCUACCCCGAGUGUCCUCGACGACUUUACCCCAUGUGGCUGUAGCUCAAUGACCUUCCUAUAUCAUUAGCCAGCUACCUCCUCGUUGGUUUAUGUGCUGCGUGAAAAAAAGGUGCCCGGUUCUGUUCUGUUGAUGUGAGUAUGUAAUUUUCUCCUUGAAGUCGAAGGAGUAACUUUGACUUACUUUACUAACCUAUCCGCUGGUUUGAUUGAGUUACAGCGGUCUGUUAUCUUUAGUUUGGACCUUGAGGCAAGGUCACACAGGGAUAUACUAAAUGAGCGGUAAUGACAUGCAUUGGACGCUGUGAUAUGGUGGAUUGUAGAUCUUGGUCCAAGAAUAUUCAUGCAUUCAAGAUCUCCUUGCGAAAGAGCUGUUUCAGUUGAGAUGUUGGCUAACCUAUGAGUAGAACAAUCCAAGUCAACUUUCCACAGUACAGACUAGUUUAAUUCUGUUCACUGUCCGUAAAUGUGCGCAACCUUCUUCCUAGCCUAGACCCGGCCUCGUAUUUCACAGCAUGCAACUAACUCAAUCGUCUUUUGCUGAUUGUGCCUAGAGUAGAGCUUGCCAAAAGAUCUUCGAUCAACAAUGAUUAGUUAAACACCUUGAGCAAGUCAUAUAACCCAUUAUUCGAAUAUGAACUCAUUAUUGACACAGGUGCCUCGUACCCUGGGCUUUUUCCGUAGGAUGCAUGUAAUCUGCUUUGUCCUUACUUGGUGUGCGUAUCACUGCAAGAGUAGCCGUGAAUGGUCUCAAGAGGUCUCAAUAAUCCAGAGUUUCAACGAGCAUCGUGAGGAAGAAAGCCCACCAUUCUCCUGUCGUCUCAUCCUAAAGGGCACGAACUUCCAACAUUGUGCUGGUCUUGGCUCCAAUAAGUGAUUCGGACCUUUGUCUUUGACUUUUCGACAAGCUAGAAGUAGGUAAUCAUGCACAGAAGACACUCAAGACAGUCGGGACGUAAAGGCUGGUACUCCGACGCCCAAUCAGGAAUCCUCCUGUAUAACUCUCUUUCAGGUACUAUUUGCAACUUUUGAGCCAUCGACUAAGCUUUUUUCUUAGACUCGACGUCUAGCCCUUAUGAUUGAUGAGCCCCAGCAACAUGGAACGAGUGACAAGUGGUCUAGUGUGUGAACUACUCAGUCUUUGAAGGUUCUUCAAUGAUUUGUUUCUACACAUUCGGUCCGUAUUAUUUUUGUGUGGGUCUCGUGAUCAAUUAUUUUCACCAUGUGCACGAGUGGUCAAAUAGUGUGGACACGAGCUUGUGCCAAAUUGUCCAGAUACCCAGUUCUCCCGACCACGACAUUGGUUCCGUACGACUGCUCAAGUCCUCAUCAGCGAGCAAUCAACGAAGUCGAUCGUGUCGCAGCGUUCAUGUCUCAGAUUGGUUCGAACCUAGGCAACCUUAGGCCCAAUCGACGACCGAAAUGCUGCACGAGCGACCCACGUUCAAAGCUCUUGAACCGAUCGUUGCCAGCAUGCGCAGCGGGAGAGAGGCGUGCCGGAAGCACAGAGCCUCAAGCCUAAUGAACUUCAGGUUCCGGAUGCCCGUGACCCAAGUCUCCCUGCCGAGUCACGAUCCCGGCAUGAAUCCACCACAGCCGGCUCUGGACGAAGCACUGGAAAAUGUGUACACCGUUUGUGUGGUCACGCCCCCAUGAUUAACAGGUUUUGACUCUAGUCAGCAGGCGAUGGCAUUCUCAGAAUAUUAGCUAGCUUUCUGUAUUUCGGAGGAAUUCCGGCUCGCUAAAUCAUUGAGCUUCAUGAGCCACGAAGCUGCGUACUGAAGUGACGAAGCAGGACAAAGCAGCUGUGAGUGAUGUCACUCGAUGCCCAAGGUUCAGUGUCGAAGCCUGGUGAGGUUGGGUCACCAAGACUGGGGUCGAUAACUGACCGUGUACACAUGUGCUUUUGUGUGGAACUGUUUACCUUUUGAACUGUAAGAACUCAGAAUGUGCUUGGUCUCGCCCAGAGGAAGCAUCGUCCAGCAUCCUUCUUAUCUACGCUGCGCUGCCUAGCUGCCUGGCUGCCUGCCUGGAGUCAGGCUUUUUGUCAAAGGGAAUUUGUCUGAGUGCCCAGUCCAGCACUUUUGAUGCUGACAUAGAACACCUACGCCGAAAGCUGAACCGGAAUGAGCCUAAGGUGGGACUGAGGAGCACCUACGAGGCUCAGGAUCUUAAGAACAGUGAUUCGUUGCCAAAAUGCGACUUCUGAGUUUCCCACCAAAAUAUCGGAAUCUUGGGUACUUUUCGCGCAUUAUUUCUUGCAAGUGGAAUUUUAAUCCAGUC